Molecule: messenger RNA, 2535 nt
Organism: Knipowitschia caucasica
Lineage: Eukaryota; Metazoa; Chordata; Actinopteri; Gobiiformes; Gobiidae
Source: the annotation of a GenBank genome assembly
AUGCUCCUCAGGUAUGAUCUACACCUGGUUAUUAGUAGGUGUAAAGAAGCACACGCUAAUGUGAAUAGCUGGUUUUCUGGUGGCGGCUGCCGUCUGCAGCUGGAGCCUGAGGUGCGUCUGUGGAAGUCACAUUAUCACAGGGCUCUGUUCAACAACGUGGAGACGCACGGAGCCGUACGGCCAUUGGCGCCAGCGGCGCGUAAACGCUCCUCCACAGCAGAGGGAUCAAACCGCUCACAUCCGGAGCCAGGUGUGAGGACAUCACACACAUGCAGCCGCCGACCCUGGACCCUGGAUCUCCCGCGCUUCUUCCGUGGAUCUUGUUGUCGUGGCCAGAUUCUUGGUGCAGGUCCAAGCUCCUGUGUCUCCAUGAUGCCUUCUGGUAACCAGGGUAUGGGAGGUGGCAUGGGCUCACAAUUUAUGGGCUCUCCGUUCUACAAUGAAGCCGUCCCAAAAAGCUACGGCCAACCUGUGAUGUACGGACGCCCCAGUUCAGCAUACAACCCUCCAGCCUACACUGGAAGUUAUACUGGAAACAGUGGAGGAGCUGGUUUAGAGGCUCGAGCUUCUUCAGACUUCACACAUGCAGCUGCCGCUGCUGUAGCGGCGGCUGCUGCCACUGCUACUGCUACUGCUACUGCCACCGUAGCAGCCAUUCAAGAAAAGCAAAACCAAGAGCUGAGCUACAGCCAGAUGGGUGGACCCUCUUACAGCACCCAGUUCUUAUCGCACUCUGGACCUCGUGGCCCUCCAGCUAUGAAUCCUGGAGGGAUGGGUGCAAACAGACAUGGAAGUUUGUACCCCCCUCAUCCUUCACAGAUGCAGAAAAUCCCUCCACAUGGAAACUAUUCAGGGGGACAACAAGGCCUCAAAAGACCUUUUCACUCUGAGGUGUUUCCUGUGCAGCAGUAUGGCUCUGGGGGAAUGUCGUACCCUAAUCAUCUGCAGUAUCUACCCGGGCCUCCCCAGCAAUGUGCCCCCUCCUCGUCUUUUCCAUCCAGCCGCUUACCGCAUAUGGGACAGUACAACUCUGCAUCACUGAACCCAGGGCAGUUUGCAGGAGCUCCCCAACCAAAUCCUCCCCAGUAUUACAAGCCUGAACCUCUCAAUGGUCAAGGAAGCCAUCCACAGGGAGGGACCGGAGCUUAUACUUUGACACAAGCUGCCGUGAACAGGCCGGGGAGGGGUGGAGUGAUGCUGGGAUAUCCCAGUUCACCUAUGGGUGGGAAUCCUACUCCACCAAUGACACCAGGGACCACAACGCCUUUGUAUCUUUCUCCGGGCCACGAUACCAAACCUCCUUACUUACCCCCAGACGCUAAAUGCACCAUCACACCCCCACAGGUCUCUACAGUUAGAGAUGGUGUUGUGUUAGAUCCUUUCAGACUGGAGCAUAACCUCGCUGUCAGCAAUCAUGCUUUCCAGCUGCGAGACUCUGUUUACAAGACCCUCAUGAUGAGACCGGAUUUGGAGCUACAGUUUAAAUGCUACCAUCAUGAGGACAGACAAAUGAACACUAACUGGCCCGCGUCUGUUCAAGUCAGUGUGAAUGCCACUCCUAUGUGCAUCGAACGAGGGGAUAAUAAAACGUCCCACAAGCCCUUGUACCUCAAGCAGGUGUGCCAGCCUGGACGCAACACUGUACAGAUCACUGUUACUGCCUGUUGUUGUUCCCAUUUGUUUGUGCUUCAACUUGUCCACCGGCCGUCUGUCAGAAGGAUCCAGCUUCCAGCACGAGGCCAUGACUGCAGGCACAUUCAGUGUUUUGACUUAGAAUCAUAUCUUCAAUUAAAUUGUGAACGAGGCACCUGGAGAUGCCCUGUAUGCAAUAAAACUGCAUUACUGGAAGGACUUGAGGUGGACCAGUACAUGCUUGGAAUUCUUGUGUACAUCCAAAAUUCGGAGUAUGAGGAGAUCACCAUAGACCCCACAUGUGGUUGGAGACCUGUGCCGGUCAAACCAGAUGUGCACAUAAAAGAGGAGCCUGAUGGACCGGUGCUGAAGCGCUGCCGCACCCUCAGCCCCAGCCUCAUGCUUCUGCCUCAUGUGAUGGACAUGAUCUCUGCUCUGGGGCCAGCUCCAUACCACACACUGCCACCAGGGGGCAGGACCACUCCUGACUUCAGCAGACAAGUGAGCCAAGGAAUUACCAACCAAUCUGGGUUCACAGACUUCCCCCACACACCUGGAACGCCAACGAUGGGAGAGUCAUCAUCGCUGUCCUAUCCCUCUGACCCAACUCAACAUGGGGCUGGGUAUAGCGACCACUCUCACCACAUUUUGUCCCAGCACAUCCCCGGUGGCCAUGGUAACCAGGGCCAUGCUGACACCAGUUCUACCCAGAAAACAAGCCUCCGGAGUGAGGGCUCUUUUGGGCUGGGAGGUCCAGUGACACCGGCUGGAGAUGGAGCAGAUCAUGUGCUUGAUUUCCUACCAGAAUUGACAAACCCAGAUGAACUGCUGUCCCUCUUGGGUCCUCCUGACCUCCCAAACAACAGCAGCGAUGACCUUCUGUCUCUGUUUGAGAACAACUGA